CCUACAGCCCUCAUGUGUCGUUGGACUGCAAAUCCCAGCAGCCUCUGACAGUGUGGUCAACUGAGAGGAAUGCUGGGGGUGGCAGUCCAAACAUGACUGGAGGGAGAGAGGUUGUAGCGGAAGGAGAAGCCCUUCUUUGUUGGAGCCUUGAGUUUCCCUUCCUUUCCCUACAGUUUCUGGGGAGAGAGGAGCUCCCCUGGGCGGACAGCAGCCUGGAAGUGCAGAGGGGGAGCCUGACGUCCUCCGAGAGAGCAGAGAGCAGCUUCCUCUCGGAGAAGAGCCCAACUCCGCUGCAGAACAAACUACCCAAAGACUUGGGCUCAAAGGAAGUUGGGAUCCCUUCUGAGUUGUUCCUGCCGGAGUGGGUGGCCCUGGACCUCAAUACAGAGAGUGUCAACGAGCUCUCUCAGAAGAUGGACUCCGACGAGGCAACGCUGGCAGACAUCGCCAGCCUGGAGGAUGAGGUGUGGGACCCUCCCCCCAGUUCAAGCAGUUCCCUGAGCCACGAGGAAGCCGUAGACAUGGCCCUUCACCCUCGGAGGUGGUCCUCCCUGGACCCAGAGCAGGUAAGGCCCAGAGUUCCCCCCGGCCAGGCCUGGGACCACCAUCCAGGAGGCAUUGCCCAAUGCCUUCCUCAGGAGAUGAAGAGGGGCCUCCUGCAGAGACCUUCCGGGUGGCAGGUUCGUCCCAGAGAAAUCCGGCCUUCAGGUAGGCUGCUCUUCUCGGAUCUCGUUCGUCACCUGGUGGUCUCUCUGGCCACUGGAAAGGCGAAAGAACACCUGCAUCGUCUUUGCCAGCUGGUCUGCAGUCCCUCCUCUGCAGAGGCCAUGCAGGCAGUGGACUACGUGGCCCGCAAACAACUCAAGAUGGCCACGGACCACUUUCUGGAGUCCAAUGGGAGGCCUUGUGGUGAAUUAGUAUGCGCCGUACUAAAUUCUCAGUAUUGUUGCCUGGAGGCGGCGCUGGACCUGUUCCUGGCCAAGGUGAAGGAGGGCCCUUGGCUAGCCCAGGAGGGCGAGGAACAGGGCGGCCCUACUUGGGAUGCGGCCACGGCAAGAGCGACACGGGCCAUCGGCGGGAUCAUAAAGCACAUCAGGGACAGCACUCGCCUGGAGGAGUGGUUCGUGGAGCUUCUGCUCGCCUUGGUGACCAACUUCAUCGAGGUCACAAGGCCUGGGUUGGAGGUGCCCAGCAGGAACCGGAGCAGCAGCUACGUUCCUCCAGUGUAA
Molecule: messenger RNA, 1229 nt
Organism: Anolis sagrei ordinatus
Lineage: Eukaryota; Metazoa; Chordata; Lepidosauria; Squamata; Anolidae
Source: RefSeq, a predicted model, not a curated record